Ilex paraguariensis (yerba mate) is the source of this 807-nucleotide messenger RNA. Lineage: Eukaryota; Viridiplantae; Streptophyta; Magnoliopsida; Aquifoliales; Aquifoliaceae. The record is from the annotation of a GenBank genome assembly.
AUGGUGAAGAGAAGUAAAAAGAGUAAGAGCAAGAGAGUAUCGUUGAAGCAGAAGUACAAGGUCAUACGGAAGGUGAAGGAGCACCAUAAAAAGAAGGCGAAAGACGCCAAGAAGCGGGGCUUGAACCGCAAGCCCAAGGUCGAGAAGGACCCUGGUAUUCCCAAUGACUGGCCCUUCAAGGAACAAGAGCUUAAGGCUCUCGAAGCUCGUCGAGCUAAGGCUCUCGAGGAAUUGGAGGCAAAAAAAGCCGCUCGCAAAGAGAGGGCUCAAAAGAGAAAGUUGGGAUUAACAGAGGACGGUGACAUCUCGAAUUUGGCUGACACCGUUUCUGUGAAAGAACAGAAAUUUGGUGAGAGAAGAGUUAAUAAGGAUUCUACUGGAAUCCCUAAGAGUAGGGUUUGUAGUUUAAGUACAGAUAACUCGGACAGGGCUUUCUACAAAGAGUUGGUGAAAGUCACUGAAGCAUCAGAUGUCGUGUUGGAAGUGCUUGAUGCUCGAGAUCCUCUUGGUACCCGAUGUGUUGAUAUGGAAAAAAUGGUGAUGAAAGCCGGUCCUGAUAAGCAUCUUGUGUUGCUCCUCAACAAGAUCGACCUUGUCCCUCGGGAAGCUGCUGAAAAGUGGCUCACGUAUCUUAGGGAGGAAUUACCAACAAUUGCAUUCAAGUGCAGCACCCAAGAGCAGAAGUCAAACCUGGGGUGGAAAUCUGCCUCAAAGGCUGCAAAACCAAGCAAUCUUCUGCAAACUAGCGAUUGCCUUGGAGCUGAAACUCUGAUUAAAUUACUGAAGAAUUACUCAAGAAGCCAUGAU